Molecule: messenger RNA, 1441 nt
Organism: Papaver somniferum (opium poppy)
Lineage: Eukaryota; Viridiplantae; Streptophyta; Magnoliopsida; Ranunculales; Papaveraceae
Exons: 8
Coding region: 417-1205 (262 amino acids)
Biological process (GO): translation
Cellular component (GO): ribosome; mitochondrial small ribosomal subunit
Molecular function (GO): structural constituent of ribosome; small ribosomal subunit rRNA binding
Source: RefSeq, a predicted model, not a curated record
GGUUUCUUUAGAAUCACCCAACAAAUAAAACACACUUCGUUUCUAUAAAAACCUUUUACAGUCGUUCUUCCCGCUCGAGCACCACAACUACCAAGGCACCACGCCACCACCUCACUGAUUCCGCCCAGCACUACCUUCACCAUCAAAUCACCACCUCGACCACCCUUUUCUCCAUUCCUCCUCAAAACAGUAACAAGGAAGAACAUAUAACGUGUAUAACAAUAACAAAGGCUCACAAGCUAUUCCACUGCUUACAAGGAGCUGCCGACAGGUCCCUUAGUGUAUGUGUUUUAUGAUAUUAUCAAAUUAUGUGAGUCAUGGUAAUAUGAGUUGUUACUUGGUACACCCACACAAUGGAGUAGCUCAUUCUCUACUAAAAUUGUGAAGCUCUUCAGUUUGAAAUUGUAAUUGCUGAGAUGAAUCUUAUACGGGUUGGAGCUAGAUCCAUUAAUGGUGGCUUAUCUGGGCAAUGUCGUCAACCAUGGAUGAUCAGAAAUAUCUCUUCUGCUGGACAUUCAGGUAGCCUCAAUGAUGACAACAGAAAUAGGAAGUCCUUCGAAUCGUCUGAUGAUUUUGAGCGGAGGAUUUUUAGUGGGAUUUCUGACAGUACUCAAAACACAGAUUCCUUCUACCAGAAACUUGAUAAACUUGGCCCUCGUGGUAGAUCUGGGUUUGGUGCACGUAGUAAUUACCAGUCUAUGGAUAGCCUGGAUGAGAAUUUCAAUUCAUUGUCAGAUGGGAUGGAUGGAAAAUUGAAAAAAGCUGCCAACUAUUUUGGGUUUAAUUAUGACGAACUAGAGAAAGAUGAUUAUGCGUAUAGACCAGACGUGAACUUCAGACCUGGGACAACGUAUGAAACUAAGGAUCUUGAUAUUAGAAGAGCAGGAGUGUGGAAACCCUUCCAGAGAGAGGAAUUCACUACUACAACGGAGGAUGUGCUGAAAUAUGCUGAUUUUCGGAAUGUAAGAUUCCUUGCCAACUUUAUUACUGAAGCUGGUAUCAUUGAAAAAAGAAGCAAGUUCAAGAUUAGUGCCAAAGCCCAGAGAAAAAUUGCUAGGGAGAUCAAGAUAUCAAGAGCUCUUGGCCUAAUGCCUUUCACUACCAUGGGGCAAGAUCCGUUCAUUCCUGGAAAAUCGAGGUUAGAGAACGAAGAUGACGAAUACGACUUUUAUUCUCGUCCAGCUUACGGGAGAGGUUCACUCUAAGCCUAUGAGAUUUUAUUUUAUCUUUCAAUACAUUUUUGUUAGCUUUAGUUAUCUUUUUGAUGUGUAAAAAUUCUUUGUAAAGUAGCAAGUUUAUAAAAUUUAGUGGUAUGUCACAGAAGUCCGCUAAUUUAGAACUUAGAUUAAAAAGCAAUGUCGCUCAAGCAUCUGCUAGUUGAUCACGUUAUACAUGAAACGCUCUUUAACUUCCUCAAUAGAGGAUUUGACAUGUCAAAUAA